Molecule: messenger RNA, 741 nt
Organism: Lathyrus sativus (Indian pea)
Lineage: Eukaryota; Viridiplantae; Streptophyta; Magnoliopsida; Fabales; Fabaceae
Source: the annotation of a GenBank genome assembly
AUGCAUCAUAACACUUGUUCUCAACCACACGUCAUGGGACACUGUACAUGCGGUAUGUUUCAUGGACAAGCACAAAACAAUUCUUUCUCAAUGUUAUUCUCUAAACCUUACGAAGAAUCUCUUGAAACCUAUUGCUUCACUCCGUCUUCUACUUCUUCUUCUGUUGAUUGUACUCUCUCACUUGGAACUCCUUCCACUCGUUUCACUGAAGAUGAAGAGAAACGAAACCGACAUGAGCGUCGCUCUGUUAAAAACUUCUGUUGGGAUUUACUAACUCCCAAACAGUACAACAGUACUCAAACGAAACCUACGCGAGGAAGCAAUAUCAAUCACAACAUCAACAAUAAUGAUUCUCUCCUUGCUCGCAGAUGCGCUAACUGUGACACUACCUCUACACCCCUUUGGAGAAAUGGCCCUCGUGGCCCAAAGUCACUGUGCAAUGCCUGUGGGAUUAGAUUCAAGAAGGAAGAGAGAAGAGCAAGUGCUGCUGCUGCUACACCGACAGCGGUAUCAGUCGGUGUAAUGGAAACAGCUCCAAUGUAUAACCACCACCACCACAAUCACAGCUCAUGGUUUGUCCAACCGCAGAACCAGAAGACACAGUGCUACUCUCAGGCAAUUAGUAACGAAUUUCGCUUCAUGGAUGACUCUGAUCGUGAUUCUGAGAAUGGCAUUCCUUUUCUCUCUUGGAGACUCAACGUCACUGAUAGAACAAGCUUCGUUCAUGACUUUACCAGAUGA